Messenger RNA from Pyrenophora tritici-repentis Pt-1C-BFP, 261 nucleotides. The record is from RefSeq and is a predicted model, not a curated record. NCBI's taxonomy places the organism in Eukaryota, Fungi, Ascomycota, Dothideomycetes, Pleosporales, Pleosporaceae.
AUGGGUAUCCUCUCUCUUCUGUCCGAGAUCAUCGGCAACAUCUGUCGAUAUGUUGGCGCAGUUGUCAAAGAAGAUCAGAACACAUUUGUCAGGUACAAAAAUCAGGAUCUACAAUCACUACGCCUGACGUGCUGGUAUCUUCUACCUCAAGUCAAACCGUCUUAUAUCGGCCCCCGACCCGAGUUUGAGGCUGAAGUUAUGGGAGGAGACAUGAAUGAAGACGCAAAUUUUAGUGAGACAUUCUAUCUCCUAGUAGAGUAG